This is a messenger RNA of Mycotypha africana, 3996 nucleotides long. RefSeq lists its product as uncharacterized. Gene Ontology annotation, molecular function: hexosyltransferase activity; UDP-glycosyltransferase activity. Gene Ontology annotation, biological process: carbohydrate metabolic process. Bases 1 to 3996 code for a protein of 1331 amino acids. The transcript has 13 exons. The record is from RefSeq and is a predicted model, not a curated record. Lineage: Eukaryota; Fungi; Mucoromycota; Mucoromycetes; Mucorales; Mycotyphaceae.
AUGGCAGAUGAUAAUAAUGCAAUCAGCAAUACGAAGAGCAAAUAUGACAGUGGUUCUUCUGCUUAUCAAGAAAGCUAUAUACCUGCCGUGAUAGAGUCAACAGAAACAGGACAACAGCGAAGACAACGUCCUUCUGUUUCAAAAACACUUAACAAUUUAUCAGAAAUGUCGAUUGAAUGUAGCACAGUAACCGAUCAUUCACAAAAGCUAAACAGUGCAUUAUAUGAAAAUGAAAUUGGUAUCGAUAAUCAAAAUAAAUCGAUUAUUGAACAAAAAGUCAAAAGCGUGUUUGAAUUGCCACAUGAAGAGAAACUCAUUAAUGAAUAUCCAUGUUAUCUUAUUAGGUGGGUUACAUUGCCCGGAUGGAUGUACCUUACAAAUAGCUUCGUAUGUUUCUACGCUACGUUACCAAGCAAAAAGCAUGACCCGUUUAAAACUGGUUAUUUAUCAAAGAGAAAGCACGUUACUUCACCACGCACCCACAGAUACUAUUUUGAGCUAAAACACCACAUCCUGUUUUGGUCUUCCAGCGCAGACACAAAAUAUUCACCCCUUGGCUCUAUAGAUUUAAGAUAUAUUAUCAAAAUUGAGACAUCAAAUCAUAUUCACACCCUCAUGGCUGAUUCUGAAGUUUCUCGACGGGAAUGGAUGGAUGAAUUGACAAGAGGCGUGUUUAUGGCACAGCAUGUCGAAAACCGUGUCAGAAUUAUUCUUCCAUUAGCAAAAAUUAGUAGUAUCGAUAAAUCACCUAUAUUCCAGUUCACAGUUAAUAUUAGAUUUCGAUUCUGUGAAGACCCUACUGACGAAGACAAAAAGUAUUAUUUUGCUUUUUUUCCUGAUGUCGAUGAAGCACAUAAGCAUAUUGUGGAAACAUGGAUGUCGGCUACAGGGAAUAAGCAACCGAUGUUAAGCACCAUGAGCAGCGAUUUGCAAUCUACAACACCUACUGCAGCAAAUACCUUUGCAAGCUUUGAGAAUUUAUUUGAAAACAUAUCUCCUACUGCACUUCCAGCCAUGUUGAUGGGAAAACUAAUGAAUGUUGCUACUCUUUUUCAACAAGAGACUAGCAAUAAUGCCACGAAGAAGUUGUCUGCGAUGAAUGAAGAGGAGCAUCCACAUUCUGAAAAUGAUAUGGAGGAUGUAUCUUUGAGCCAGAAAAGUCAACCUACCGCAACAAAGCAUUAUAGUAGUAGACAUAAGAGUAUGGAAAUAGGACGAAGCUUACUUGAAUCUGCAUCACUGUCAUCAAAUACCUCUACUAUCGCUUCGAAAUUUAAGCGAAAUACAAUAUUUUCUUACAGCAAAUCUGCAGUAGCUGAUAAAGAUAAGAUAAGUAAUUCCGGAUCAAGCACAACUUCAACGGCAACACCAAUCGCUCAGGUAAAUCCUGAUAAGGAAAUGGCAAGUGAGCAUUCCACACUGACCGCCAAGCCAUCAACAAAAUCAAGUACUUACUCCUUAUCCAAGAUACCUCGUGCAGUAACAGGUGCGCUGAAGCACCCAUUAACAUCCUGGAAAGACAGUAAUAAUACCGAGAGUGACGCAAGUACAACAGAGUCUACAUCAAAAGCCGAUGAAGAAAAAAGUAACGAUCAGACUGUUUUGGAUGUAGAACCAGUGGAGGCAAAGAUACCAAUAAAAAUAAUGGACCAAACGCCUAAAGUGGCGCACAAAACUAGGAAAAGUCGAACUAAAUCCUUCGGCUCAGCAUUAUUGUCAGGAACGUGGAAUAAGUUAGCUACUGGUAGUGCGGAGCUGUUAUCUUCACAGCAACAGCAUCCAAGCAAUACAGAAGCUUACCAGUCUCAUCCGAAAGGACAACUAUGGUUGAAUCAAGCAAUCCUUAAUGGUCUCGUAGACAUGAUAAGAUUGAAAAAUGAUACAGAUAGUUAUAGUGAUGAUGGUAGAACCAGCGAUUAUCCUUUGGCAACGACUUUUGAUGAUGAGAAAGAGGAAGUCAAUAUACCGAACUUCGUCGUAGGGCCGCAUUCAGCUGAAAUAUCUGCUUCGAACCCAGAAUACGAAGCUGAGGAGCAGCAGGCUUUAAAUGAACGCUUACAGACGGCUUUUCCUAUGCUUCUUGAAACAGGGAUAGAGGUUGAGGCGGCCUUCAAAUGCUCAUUCUGGAGAACUAUCCCUUAUGCUGGUCGUAUAUUUAUUACAGACAAAUACUUUUGUUUUCAUAGCAAAAUUCUAGCAGGCACACAAAAAUUAAUAGUACCCUGGACUGAUCUUAUUCAAAUCAGUAAGCUCAAAGCAGGAAAUUACUAUUCGACGUUUUGUAUAUCUAUGACGAUCAAAGAUACGACCGAGGAGAAAGGAGAAAAGAUUUUAUUUGAUUUCAAAACAGCAAAGUUACGAGACAUAUGUUAUGCAGUAUGCCAGCUUAAAACAUCAUGUGCUGUUAUGUUUGACGAACGACUUGGAUAUUUUAGUUCAGUCAUUUCUAGAGAAUCGAACGCGGUAUCAAUGAAAAGUGUAUUGUUGGAUCGACCUGAACAUGUAGUACCACCUAAAGAAUAUAGCGGACCACCAUUGCUUGCAUCAUCUUCGUACUUAAUAAAUACGUCGACAAAGCAUAAGCGACCAGAAGGCCCUUUACAUAUUACCUGUUUGACUAUUGGCUCGCGAGGUGACGUCCAACCGUAUGUAGCCUUGUGUAAGGAAUUACAGAAAGAUGGUCAUCGUUGUCGUAUAGCGACUCAUCCUGAAUAUGAAAAAUGGAUUCGACAGCAUGAUAUUGAAUUUAAAUCCGUAGGAGGAGACCCAGGGGAAUUGAUGUUUUACAGCUGGUUUAAGUCACUCCUCGAAACGGCGUAUGAGGCGUGCAAAGGCACAGAUGUACUAAUUGAAAGUCCAAGUGCGAUGGUAGGUAUACAUAUGGCUGAAAAGCUUCAAAUUGCUUAUUUUCGCAGUAUGCCCUUUCCGUUUUCAAGAACAACGAAAUUUCCGCAUCCCUUUGCCAUACAGCCAAGUACCACCGUGCCAGGCGGGCGUAUAUACAACGAUAUGACCUAUAUGAUGAUCGAUAUGGCUUUAUGGGCUGGUACAGCAAAGCAAAUUAAUCGAUUUAGGCAUAAAGUACUACACCUUCCUUCUACCACUCUAGAUGAAUUGGAACUAUAUAAAGUACCUUAUAUCUACUCUUUCAGCCCAGCCGUUGUGCACCCUCCCAAAGAUUGGCCUGAUUACAUUCAUUGCACAGGUUAUUGGUUUUUAGACAAUCCAGAUAUAUCGUGGAAGCCCGAUUAUUCACUGCUGGAAUUUCUUAAUCAGCCCAACGACAAUCGACCCAUUGUAUAUAUAGGGUUCGGUUCCAUCAUCGUGCCUAAUGCUGUAGAAACAACCCGUAUCAUCAUUGAUUCGGUUUUGAAUGCUAACGUAAGAGCUAUCAUUUGUAAAGGUUGGUCUGCUCGUGGAACAUCAACAGAAGCAGCACCAUCAUCAUCAACAGCAGCAAUAUCUAGAAAGUUUAGAAAAACACAUAGAAAAACAAAAUCGCUUGAUACUGAUAACGAUAAUCUUAUACAGCAGCAGCAGCAGCAGCAACAAGAAGAAGAGCAAGCUUUGCGAGCACAGGACAAAGCUAGCGAUAUUCUCCUCGAUAAAUACCCGGGUACCAUUUAUCAAUUGGAUUCCGUUCCCCAUGAUUGGUUAUUCCCCAAAAUUCAAGGCGUUGUGCAUCAUGGUGGAGCAGGUACUACAGCAGCCGGUCUAAGAGCGGGUCUGCCAACAAUCGUUAAACCGUUUUUCGGUGAUCAGCGAUUUUGGGGUCAGCGCAUAGAGGAGUUACAAAUUGGCGUCUGUCUCAAUAAACUAGCAAAGGCUCCAUUAACAGAUGCUUUAACAGAGAUAACGCAAAAUCAAGCGAUGAUAACGAAAGCACAAUUGAUUGGGGAAACAAUUAGAAAGGAAAAUGGCCCACGCAACGCUGUUAACUGCAUUUAUAGAGAAUAUGAAUUUGCUAAACAACAAAGAACUCGUUCUUAUGACUAA